Messenger RNA from Chanos chanos (milkfish), 2271 nucleotides. It is a transcript of the gene kif6, whose product is annotated as kinesin family member 6. Gene Ontology annotation, molecular function: microtubule motor activity; ATP binding; microtubule binding. The record is from RefSeq and is a predicted model, not a curated record. Lineage: Eukaryota; Metazoa; Chordata; Actinopteri; Gonorynchiformes; Chanidae. Gene Ontology annotation, biological process: microtubule-based movement. The coding region runs from base 1 to 2271 and encodes 756 amino acids. The transcript is spliced from 21 exons.
AUGGUCAAGCAGUCAAUUCAGAUCUUUGCUCGAGUUAAACCGACAUCGGAAAGCACAUCGGUGUAUGCUGUGGAAGAUAAAGAGCAGGGUUGUAACCACUUGGAGUUUGUGGUUCCCAAGGACUUAGCGCAUGGCUUCAUUAACAAUAAAAGGGAACGGUACAAAUUCAGGUUCCAGAAGGUCUUUGACCAGGAGGCCAAACAGGAGGAGAUAUUUGAGGCUAUUGCCAAGCCUGUAGCUGACAAUGUGUUGGCAGGUUAUAAUGGCACUAUCUUUGCUUACGGGCAGACGGGAAGCGGAAAGACAUUCACAAUUACAGGAGGACCUGAACGCUACAGCGAUCGGGGCAUCAUUCCGCGCACUCUCUCCUACCUCUUCCAGUGCUUCAAGCAGGAUAACAGCAUGGUGUAUACAAUGCACAUAUCUUACCUGGAAAUCUACAAUGAAAUGGGAUAUGAUCUAUUGGAUCCCCGGCAUAUGGCAUCCAGAUUGGAGGAUUUACCGAGGGUUUUGAUCAUGGAAGACACUGACCAGCACAUUCACCUUAAGAAUCUAUCAUUAGAACCAUCAGCCAAUGAGGAGCAGGCUCUUGAUUUGCUUUUCCAGGGAGACACCAAUCGUGUGACUGCUGAGACCCCAAUGAAUCAGGCAUCCACUCGUUCUCACUGCAUCUUUACCAUUCACCUGUGUGCAAAGGAGCCGGGCUCCGCCACCGUUCGCCGCUCCAAGCUACACCUGGUAGACUUGGCCGGCUCAGAGAGAGUAAGCAAGACAGGUGUGGAUGGCCACAUCCUUACUGAGGUCAAAUACAUCAACCGGUCCCUGCACUAUCUGGAACAGGUCAUCAUCUCUCUGUCUGAGAAGAAUCGGUCGCAUAUCCCGUACCGUAACUCCAUGUUGACUUCUGUCCUAAGAGACAGCCUGGGGGGCAACUGCAUGACGACUAUGAUUGCCCUGGUGUCAGUGGACAAAAGGAACAUUGAUGAGUCCAUCUCCACAUGUCGAUUUGCUCAGAGAGUGGCCUUAAUUAAGAAUGAGGCUGUACUCAAUGAGGAGCUAGAUCCCACCCUGUUAAUCAACAAUUUGAGGAAGGAGGUGCAGUGUUUGAAGAUGCAGUUGGGCAUGGUGACUGGACAACAGAUCACCGAUCAACUGAGUCAACAGGACAUGCAGAGGCUGGAGGAGCAGGUCAAGAUCUUUCUGGAGAACCCUGACUCUGAGGAGAUUUUCGACGUUGGCAUGGACAUGAGAAAAAUACAUUACUGCUUCUCUUUGUUAAAGGCAAAGGUGUUGGAGAUGUCCUCCAUGCAAGUUAAGGUUGAUACUGGCAAGCUUCAUUCAAGUGUAGGUGGACCGGAUGAACACGAAAGCCGAAAUACAGCAGAGCUGGAGAAACUGAGGGGCUUGUUGUCCCAGCGUGACGAUGAAAUCAGUGUACUAGUUGACUUGCUGAAGAAGGAGAAGAGAAAGACACAGCAAGUCGCUGCUCAACUGACAAGUUUCUUAAAUGCAAAUGCAGCAUCUCAGCUUUCAAAACAGUCCUCUGCUCUCACUCAGUCUGAGGAGAAUGUAGACAGUGAAGUCACCAAGGAGAGAACACAAGAGCAAUGGUCAAUGUACAGCAGAAGUGGUCCAGAGCUGUCCAUAGGGCAACAGGAAGCAUUUGAGAUCUUCCAGAAAGAUCACGAGAGUCGCUUGAUCAUUGAGGACAACAAGGCAAUACUGAAACAGAGAUUUGGCGAAGCCAAGGCAUUGGGAGAGCAGGUGAACCAGGCAAGGAGCAAAAUCAAUGAACUAAAGAAACAGCUCGAGAUGCGCAGGAUGCAGAUUGCAGCACAAGGUAUGAUGAGGGAUGAGGUGAACUCUGAAGAACUGGACCCUGUGGAGGAAAGUCUCCGCAGUCAGAUUCAGGAGGAAAAGAAAAAUUACAUAGCUACCUUUGAACGUCUUAAAGGGAUGAAGACUGAGAUUGAACAUAUACAGCUACUUCUGAAGAGGUCAAAGAUCAAAUUACAGAAGGACUUUGAGGACUGGUGGACCAAGAGGGUAACAAGUCUACAGGUGACAUCUUUGUCAAUUUUAUUAAAUAUUGAACCCCCUGUGAAAGGAGACCAGGGUCAGUCCAUACACCUAAGGCCUCUGACCCCCUCAGGCCCUCCCUACUCCUCUAUCCCUCUGACUGGAGACCCAGAAACAGACGCAAACAUACUCGCCUUCAUACAAGCCAGACAGAACCUGCUCAAUAGAACAGGUAUGACACGCUUGAAAUGA